This is a messenger RNA of Girardinichthys multiradiatus, 1179 nucleotides long. RefSeq names its product vacuolar ATPase assembly factor VMA21 (gene vma21). Gene Ontology annotation, biological process: vacuolar proton-transporting V-type ATPase complex assembly. The record is from RefSeq and is a predicted model, not a curated record. The coding region runs from base 131 to 442 and encodes 103 amino acids. Lineage: Eukaryota; Metazoa; Chordata; Actinopteri; Cyprinodontiformes; Goodeidae. Gene Ontology annotation, cellular component: endoplasmic reticulum membrane. The transcript is spliced from 3 exons.
AACGUCACAGUCUCGUGACUUAUGCCGGAAGAAGGGGGAUUCACAACAACACGAACGGGAGUAAAACACCAAGAAACGGUUUAAAUUCAUUCCCGUUUUCAUCUUGCUCUCGCCUCGUAUCAACGCAGAGAUGGACGGCUCUGUCCGAGCAUCGUCAGACUCGUCUGCUGGACCUCCACCGUAUAUUAGAGGAAAUGAAGGCUCCUUGGUCUCUGCCAUGAAGACUCUUCUGUUCUUCACCAUCCUCAUGGUGACGCUGCCCAUCGGAUUGUACUUCUCAUCCAAGGCUUACAUCUUUGAGGGUUCGAUGAAGAUGUCGAGCUCCGACAGCUACUUCUACGCAGCCAUCGUAGCGGUGCUUGCUGUGCAUGUGGUCUUGGCUCUGUUUGUGUAUGUCGCCUGGAACGAAGGCACGCCUAAAAGCAAGGGCAAACAUGAUUAAGGCAUGCCCUUAUCAGCUUCUGAGGCCGCCGGAGAUGGACAGACUGCAGGCAAGGAUCCACAGUCCUGUCUCCUGCAGGCAUCAACACUCAACGCUGCACCAUCUACAAACCAGACAAGUCAUCGGAGGGGAUCUGGCUUGGCUCAGGCUUUAACCCCGAGGUUAGAGCAGGAAGUAGUGUAUUUUUCUUGAUGUGGGGGUGCGUAGACCGGAGGGUGCAAUUUUAUUGCCAGGCCCCAGCAGGCAUAAUUUUGUUUCCCCACACAAAAUGAUUCCUUUUGUUGACUGAGGACGCUUUGUUUUGUAUUUGAAAGCCUUCGUCCUCGGAUGCGGUUCGGCUCAGGGCUCUGAGUCCCUCCACACUAAGAGCUUUUGUCAGAAUUCAUCUGCACAACAUGUUCUUUUUUUUUUUUAUUUGAGUUGAUCCAUUUUAAUCAAGAAAACAGCUGAUUCCUUCCCUAAUUUUCAGUCAUUUUCCAAAUACAUUCUGUACCAUAGAAUAAAGUUAACCUGAUGUCUCGUUAAAACGACCUCAGUCUUCUCUGUCAUUCUCAAUUAAGCGUUUUUCAUCGCUGAUUUGAAUGUGUUUGUCCACUGUAGUGAGAUGAUGUCAUAAAACAUGGAUUAGAAACCAUUGUUUUACUUCAAUGAAUUCUUUGUACUGGAGAUGUGUGAUGUUAAUGUAAUUUUAGUAUUUGUUGAAUUACUCAAAUAAACUUCAGAGUUUAAGACUUUAA